GAUUUGUUUAUACAGGCUUCGUUUAAAUUACAAACAGAGGUUUAUUGGAAAGCCGACGCAGAAAAGGUAAAUGGUAUUGCAGAUGCAGUCAUGGUCGUGUGUUUCCUCAUCCACACCGUGUGUCAGGUGAGUGCGCUUUCUGCAGGGGAAAGCCGCAUCUUGUACUCUCGUCUGUUUGGACCAGAGCAGCUCCUGGUUCCCCGACAACAGCUGUCCACCGAGCAGCAGAGACUGGCUCAGAAAGAGGCUCUUAGCCUCAUUGCCAGGCAGGUACGAAAUGCUGUGUGUUUGAGCCGGGAGGCAUGUGGCAGCCUGAAUGUAGAGGCUGGACUUGGAGAGGAGGCGUUAGCACUAAGUGAAGCUGAAUGUGGCGUGUUGUCUUUAGGCCAUGGAGAGCCUUUUGCUGGGCGCUGUGUGGGUCUGUGGCUUGGGGUAAAGGAUCUGGCCUUUACUCUGGUGUGUCAACCACAUGAGAACCUUGUGCUUGCUGAGGGAACCCUACGGAACCUGACGCGCCACUGUCUGGAGGAAUUGCGCCUGCUCGGACCUGGAAGUGAGGUGCUGCUAAAAAGUGACCGGGUGGAUGCAAUGCUCCAGAGACUUCUUCCCCAUGGACAGCUUCUGUUCCUCAACCAUCGAUUUGCACAGAACAUGGACAAAGAACUUUCCAGCUACAUGGGCAAAUGAAACAAGUGAACACUCGCUAGUCAGCAUAGAUUUAAUAUUUUCAUCAUGAUGACUGGAUUGUGAUUUUUAGAUUUUGAGUUAAUUGCAAUUGCAAAAUGCAAAAAUCUUAUUGCAAAAUGCAAAAAUAUGUUUACAGCAAAUCUAUUGAUGCUUUGUGGUGUAUUUUCUUACUAAACUCUAACAUUUUGAUUUUGAAGGUAUUGAAAAAUACUGCUCUGAGAUCUAAACAUAGAAUGCAUUUAUUUGUCAUAUAGACGUACAUAUACAGAUGUACAGUACAAUGAAAUUCUUUCUUCGCGUAUCCCAGCUAGUUUGAAAGUUGGGGUCAGCCAUUUUUUGGCGCCCCUGGAGCAGGCUGUGGAUGCAUGGCAAAGCUGUGAUUCGAACUCUAAACCUUUCAGUUGAUAGCCCUAACCACUAGGCUCCCACUGUCCAUAAUCUGCAUAACGGUGCAGUUGUACUCUUCUUGUGACUGUUUUCAUGCACAAGGAAGUCAAGGAAAAAUGCGUUGAUCAGGGUGUGGCUCUCCGUACACAAAGCUGAUGCACAGUAGAGAGGAAGCGUAAUGCAAUCGGGUAAUUGGAUACAACUAGAUUGGGAGGAAAGUUGGGAAAAUGCAAAACAAUGUGUCUCAAAUAUGUGAAGAAUUACUGGCACAAAAUGACGAGCCAUGACACAUCUUUGUUGGCCUUUGAUUGAUCUAAUAUAUCCAAUCAUACCCUCACAUGUUACCAAUUCCACUGCUUAUUGUGGAAUGUUUUACAAUGGUGUAACUUGAAUAUUCUAGAAAAUUCCCUUUUAGCAUUUGGUAUGACCAUAUUUAUCAAAGAGGGGCAAUGGCUGAAAGUUUGAGUUUAGAGUUAUUAACUCAAAUGAGCCUCUGAUGAGUAGAUCAAAUCCCCAUGCUCUGAUCAAAUCAUCUAAACAUGCACUUCAAUAGAAAUAAUUAUUAGUUUGUUUAAAGUGAUUAACAUGCUCAAUUUUACAAAUAUGCUUGUCUGCAUUUUAAGUUGUGCCAAAUACUAAUAAACCCUAAAAUGUAUGUAAA
Molecule: messenger RNA, 1735 nt
Organism: Trichomycterus rosablanca
Lineage: Eukaryota; Metazoa; Chordata; Actinopteri; Siluriformes; Trichomycteridae
Gene: ap5s1
Product: adaptor related protein complex 5 subunit sigma 1
Exons: 4
Coding region: 91-687 (198 amino acids)
Biological process (GO): endosomal transport; double-strand break repair via homologous recombination
Cellular component (GO): cytosol; late endosome; AP-type membrane coat adaptor complex
Source: RefSeq, a predicted model, not a curated record